Molecule: messenger RNA, 822 nt
Organism: Diaporthe citri
Lineage: Eukaryota; Fungi; Ascomycota; Sordariomycetes; Diaporthales; Diaporthaceae
Exons: 1
Coding region: 1-822 (273 amino acids)
Biological process (GO): polyketide metabolic process
Source: RefSeq, a predicted model, not a curated record
AUGGCUCCAAACGCGGCAACCAGUACCGUUCUUCUGGAACUGCUCGACCGGCACCUUGAGAACAACCCACACGAGCACGCAGAGAUAACCAUCGGCGGAGCCAAGCACGAAAUCGUCAGCUCAACACUUGAUUUCCUCGUCAAGGACACUGCAUCGACACUCCUGGCGGCCAGGGUCAUCCUCACCGUCUGCGACAUCUCCGGCGCCAAUGGGGCGACAGACCCGCAGACCACUGAGCUGGCAGCACACAUCACCACCAGGACCGGCCUGGACCGCACCUCAUCCUCGUCCAGCCUGGCCAUCCUCGGCGAGAAACCACAAGCCCAAGGCGGACCGUCACCGGCAGCACCACCACCCCACCGCGCAUCCACGAUCCCCGCGCACCCGCCCACGGCCAGCGACACCACGACCACCAGACGCGCCCUCGCGGAGACCUACAGGGAGUACGUCCGAACCUUCAUGGCCGACCCGGCCACGGCAACCGCCCGCCUCCCGCACUUCCUGCACCAGCCCGUAACACACAACACACACCCCCUCACCGUCCUAGAGUACCACAACCUCGGCCAGGCCGUGCGCGACGCCAUCCCGGACCUGGGCUGUGAGAUCGUGGACCUGGUCGCCGACGGGGCGAGGCAGGUCGUCGCGGCGCGGCUCGAGUUCGCGGGCACGCUGGUGAGGCCCUUUGCGGGGGCGCAGCCGCCGGCGGAGGGCGGCGGGCGGUUCGUGAGGAUCGGGGAGGUUGUGUUCUACUGGUUUGAUGGGGGGAGGAUUCGCGAGGUUGUUAGUCUGGUGGACAUGGGGGGGCUUGGGGCCGAGUCGUGA